CGCCCCUCGCAGGCCUCCCAGGAGUCCUUUCGAAGCGCGACGUAGCCGGAAGCUGCUGGCGGCUGGUGGGGGAACUCUGAGCGCCCAGUCCAGCUUGGCAUCUGGGCCGGACCCGACCCCCUGAGAGCAGCAGGGUCCCUGUGUGUGGCUGCCCUCUUCGAUCCCCAGCGGCCGCCCCAUUGCGCGGUUGGACCUCCUCGCUGCGGCCGUCCAGACCCCUCGGCCUCUGAGCUUGCCACUCUCCAGCCUAGGACCACUCUUCUCCGUGGUCCCUCAUCGCUCUCGGGCGUAGACCGGUUCUGCACAGCCCGGUUGCCCGGGAAAGGGCCGCUGCUCGUCACUUCGAUUCUGUCCAGGGGUGCCGGGAAGCCAGACUCCCUAGCCACAGCUCGUUGAUCGUUUUCCUGCUUGGCCUUUGAACACCAUGGCCAGCCCAAGAACCAGAAAAGUACUUAAAGAAGUCAGGGCACAAGAUGAGAACAACGUUUGCUUUGAGUGUGGUGCAUUUAAUCCUCAGUGGGUCAGCGUGACUUACGGCAUCUGGAUCUGCCUGGAAUGCUCUGGGAGACACCGUGGGCUUGGGGUGCACCUCAGCUUCGUGCGCUCUGUUACAAUGGACAAAUGGAAGGACAUCGAACUGGAGAAGAUGAAGGCUGGUGGGAACGCUAAGUUCCGAGAGUUCCUGGAGGCCCAGGAGGACUAUGAGCCCAGCUGGUCCCUGCAGGACAAGUACAGCAGCAGGGCUGCAGCGCUCUUCCGGGAUAAGGUGGCUACUUUGGCGGAAGGUAGAGAGUGGUCUCUGGAGUCUUCGCCUGCACAGAACUGGACCCCACCUCAGCCUAAGAUUCUGCAGUCCGCUGCCCACCGAUCCUCUGGCCAGCCGCAGAAUGUGACUCCCUCUGGGGACAAGGCUUUUGAGGACUGGCUGAACGAUGACCUGGGCUCCUGUCAGGGGGCUCAGGAGAAUCGCUAUGUGGGGUUUGGGAACACAGUGCCACCUCAGAAGAGAGAGGACGACUUCCUCAACAAUGCGAUGUCAUCCUUGUACUCGGGAUGGAGCAGUUUCACCACCGGGGCGAGCAAGUUUGCUUCUGCAGCGAAGGAAGGUGCUACAAAAUUUGGAUCCCAAGCUAGUCAGAAGGCUUCAGAGCUGGGCCACAGCCUGAAUGAGAAUGUCCUCAAGCCUGCACAGGAGAAGGUGAAGGAGGGAAGGAUUUUUGAUGAUGUGUCCAGUGGGGUCUCUCAGUUGGCAUCCAAGGUCCAGGGAGUUGGCAGUAAGGGAUGGCAUGAUGUCACUACUUUCUUUUCUGGGAAAGCUGAAGACACUUCAGACAGACCCUUAGAGGGCCACAGCUACCAAAACAGCAGUGGAGACAACUCCCAGAACAGCACCAUAGACCAGAGCUUCUGGGAGACCUUCGGGAGUGCUGAGCCCCCCAAGGCCAAGUCCCCGAGCAGUGACAGCUGGACCUAUGCAGAUGUCUCAACAGGGAGGAGGAGCUCGGACAGCUGGGAUGUUUGGGGCUCAGGUUCCGCAUCCAACAACAAGAACAGCAACAGCGAUGGCUGGGAGAGCUGGGAGGGCGCCAGUGGGGAGGGCAGGGCCAGGGCCACCAAGAAAACGGCCCCGGCCCCAGCGACGACCACUGAUGAGGGCUGGGACAACCAGAACUGGUAGGCGCCUUGCUGCACCUGGGCCCCAGCUCUGCUGGGACUGCUGUGUUUGCACUUUACCCUUUCUGAUCCUCCUCAUUUGACCUCAGUGUAAAGACAGUAGCUCAGGCAGGACUUGAGUGGGUGCUGCCUGCCUGGUGUGGGGUGGCUUCCUCUUAGGCCUCAGGGCACCUGUCGUCAUCUGCCUCCUGGGUCCCCUGAGCAGCCUUCCUGGACUCUAGGUUCUUGGGACCCAGGCACUGUGUCUGCAGCCUUGGCCCCGCCUGGAACUGCAGUCCUGUGCAAUGUCAGCCAAGCCAGACAUCUGCUUUUGUUGAAAUGUCUUUUAAAACUUGAAAGGUCUGCUCCUGUCCUUUUUUUUUCCUUGAAGAAAACGCCUGGAAUCCUAAGCUGGAAAUGAAAUGACAAAGGAGGUGUUGGAGCUCGCACUGCCACCGUCGCCCUCACCCGAUUCCAUGGGCUGCGGACCUCACUUUGUGACCUUUGCCUUUCCUGCAUCAGCCUGUCCAGCCCUUAGUUCCACGGGACAAACUCCACAGCUGGCCACACACGGCAGCUUGGGCUCUGGCCCUCUCUGGACACCUGACUUGAACUUGGCCAGUCCCGGACAGCUCAGAAAUGAGGAAAGUCAUUAAAGUAAAGGAACUGGGGGCAUUGUCAGUGCAUCUGCCACUCCCGCCUGGCACAAGGGAGCCUGAACAUGGAGGGCGGGCUGAGGGCCAGCUGCCACUGCCAGGAUUUGGAACAUGUUGAUGGGGACCCUUGUGUCUACAACAGCCAGGCCUCCUCCCAGCCUGCUCAGGGUGCUCAGGGUCAGAGCACACUCGGUCAUGUCUCCUCAGCAUGCAGCUGUCCCUCCAGAUGGCCCCAUUUUCCACCCUGUGGACUUUGUGGAACAUUGCAGUUGAGACCCAUGUGCUACCAGUGGUUGGUGUGACAGCCUAUUCCUCCCAGGAUUCCAUGACUGCUGUGUGCUGUGGCAGAGAGCCCCGCUGGGUCUCUGUCUCCUCAAACCCACGCCUGUCUUGACCCUCAGUUUGACCAGCAGUGCAUGACCUGAA
This is a messenger RNA of Arvicola amphibius (Eurasian water vole), 2735 nucleotides long. RefSeq names its product ADP ribosylation factor GTPase activating protein 1 (gene Arfgap1). Gene Ontology annotation, biological process: regulation of ARF protein signal transduction; regulation of endocytosis. Gene Ontology annotation, cellular component: Golgi membrane. NCBI's taxonomy places the organism in Eukaryota, Metazoa, Chordata, Mammalia, Rodentia, Cricetidae. The transcript has 14 exons. Gene Ontology annotation, molecular function: GTPase activator activity. The coding region runs from base 425 to 1678 and encodes 417 amino acids. The record is from RefSeq and is a predicted model, not a curated record.